AUGUUCCAGCCGUCCGCCAAGCGCUGCUUCACCAUCGAGUCCCUGGUGGCCAAGGACACCCCGCUGAGCCCCGAGGAACCCCUGCGGCCCUCGGCCCUCAAUUAUCCCCCCCCCGCCGCUUCCGACGCUUUCCCCGGCGGUUUCCAAGGGGCCGCCGCCGCCGGUCGGGCUCUGUACGGCGGCACCGAGCUCGUUUUCCCCGAAGCCGUGGGGCACCCGGCUCUACCCGUCGCUCCGCAUCAGCUCGGAGCAUCGCCUCUCCCGCACCCUCACUCCUUCUUCGGACCGCAGCAUCGCGACCCGCUCAACUUCUACCCCUGGGUCCUGCGCAACCGCUUCUUCGGGCACCGCUUCCAAGGGAGCGAAGUAUCCCAGGAGAGCCUCCUCCUGCACGGCCCCUUCGCCCGCAAACCCAAACGCAUCCGCACCGCCUUCUCCCCAUCCCAGCUGCUGAGGUUGGAAAGGGCCUUCGAGAAGAACCAUUACGUGGUGGGCGCCGAACGCAAGCAGCUGGCCAGCAGCCUCAGCCUCUCCGAGACCCAGGUGAAAGUGUGGUUCCAGAACCGGCGGACGAAAUACAAACGGCAGAAACUGGAGGAGGAAGGGCCGGAUUCGGAGCAGAAGAAAAAAGGUUCCCAUCACAUCAACCGAUGGCGCCUCGCCACCAAGCAGUCGAGCGGAGAAGACAUCGACGUCACCUCCAACGACUAAGGCAGGGACAGGCUCCUGGUGCAGCCGCCAUGCAGAGGAACCCGGGGGACGACGCGGGGACGCGCGCGGCAUCACCCAUCGA
Phasianus colchicus (ring-necked pheasant) is the source of this 793-nucleotide messenger RNA. Its product is annotated as homeobox protein EMX1. Gene Ontology annotation, molecular function: RNA polymerase II cis-regulatory region sequence-specific DNA binding; DNA-binding transcription factor activity, RNA polymerase II-specific. Gene Ontology annotation, cellular component: nucleus. Gene Ontology annotation, biological process: regulation of transcription by RNA polymerase II; central nervous system development; neuron differentiation. The record is from RefSeq and is a predicted model, not a curated record. Lineage: Eukaryota; Metazoa; Chordata; Aves; Galliformes; Phasianidae.